Metarhizium brunneum ARSEF 3297 is the source of this 2298-nucleotide messenger RNA. Its product is annotated as H(+)/Cl(-) exchange transporter 3. Gene Ontology annotation, molecular function: voltage-gated chloride channel activity. The record is from RefSeq and is a predicted model, not a curated record. Gene Ontology annotation, biological process: chloride transport; transmembrane transport. Gene Ontology annotation, cellular component: plasma membrane; early endosome; Golgi apparatus. Lineage: Eukaryota; Fungi; Ascomycota; Sordariomycetes; Hypocreales; Clavicipitaceae.
AUGGCCAACGCCAGUAAUGAGCAGCAUAACAACACGGAACCCCAUCUGUCAGAGACAACGCCGCUCCUCCAUGCGAGUCGUGGCCGCGAUGUAGAGUCACUACGCUCCUCUCGUAACCUCAACCACCAUCUAGCCCUACACUCAACCUACGACGGUGACGACACACCCUACAGGGACUAUGCCACUAUUGACUGGCUUCAUGACUUGGUCAAAGACAACACGCGCCACGGCAUACGAGACGCCAAAGUUCGACGCGUAAAUACAACUUGGGUGCGAAUAGCCAAAGCUUGGGAUUCAGCAUCCGGUUGGGUGGCAGCCUUCCUCGUCGGCCUCAUAACCGCCUGUGUUGCCUUUGUCGUCGAUGUCAGCGUCGAGACCGUCGCAGAUUGGAAAGACGGCUAUUGCACUUCAAACAUUUGGCAGAAUCGGCGAGCCUGUUGCGCUGCCCAUGGAGACUGCACGGCUUGGAAACCGUGGUCACAAAGCUUCCCUUCGGCAUAUCUGAUAUAUGUCGCAUUUGCCCUGCUAUUCGGUGUCAUUGCGGCCGGCGUCACAACAACAACAAAGAUGCGCUUGCCCCCGGUCGUGGACCUGAAUGUUGCUGACGCCAAUGACAAGAACGGUAGCCAGGACACAUCACCGAUCGACAGGCCACAGGGCAAGAUGAUGUACAUGGCCGCCGGUAGCGGAAUACCCGAGAUCAAGACAAUACUCUGUGGCUUCGUCAUCCCGCACUACCUUACGUUUAAAGUGCUCGCCGUCAAGGCCAUCGGUGCAACCUUUGCGGUGGCUACUGGAAUGUGUCUGGGCAAGGAGGGUCCCUUUGUUCACAUCUCAACAUGCGUAGGAUACCUGGUUGCGAAGCAUAUACCCAAGUAUGCACAAAAUCAGCGCAAGAUGAGAGAAAUGCUCAGCGUGGCUUGUUCCGCCGGCCUGUCUGUCGCCUUUGGUGCCCCCAUUGGCGGUGUUCUUUUCAGUUACGAAGAAAUAAGCACCUACUUCCCACGGCGUGUGCUUUGGAGGUCAUUCCUGUGCUCUCUCGUGGCUGCCGCCACACUCAAAGCUCUGGAUCCUACGGGGACUGGAAAACUGGUGCUAUUUGAAACCAAAUACGGCGUCGAUUACGAUGUCGUCCACUACUUUGUCUUCAUUUUUCUGGGCAUCUGUGGUGGAGUAUUCGGUGGCGUCUUCUGCAGCACGAAUUUUUUGUGGUCCAAGACAUUUCGAAAGCAGCCCUGGAUCAAGAACAGCCCGGUUAUAGAAGUCUGUAUCGUCGUCUUCAUCACGGCUAUUUUACAGUAUCCCAACCCUCUCAUCCGUGAGACGGGGGACAUCAUCAUGGAACGUUUAUUGGUUGACUGCAACGACAUCAAGGAAGAUUGGAUUUGCGAACAAGAAGCAAAGAUGCAUGGAAAAGGCUUAUACUACGCAUGGCUCAUUUCGGGUACAUUUAUCAAACUCACAUUAACAAUUAUUACCUUUGGCUGCAAAGUACCAUCUGGCAUCAUUAUCCCUGCGCUGGAUGCUGGCGCGCUAUUCGGCAGAAUGGUUGGCCAGCUCGUCCCUGACAUCUCACCUGGAAUCUUCGCCAUGGUUGGGUCGGCUGCAUUUCUUGCCGGCGUCAGCAGAAUGACUGUGAGUUUGGCCGUCAUCAUGUUUGAACUCACAGGUGAAGUCAACUUCAUUCCACCUUUUAUGGUCGCCAUUCUCACGGCAAAAUGGGUUGCAGACUCUAUCAGUGCAGACGGGGUUUACGAUUUGUCUCAGCACGUCAUGGGCCACCCGUUUCUAGAUUCGGAGCAAGCUGUUGUCAAAUUGAGAGCUUUAAAAGAUGGUGAAGAAUCUCCGGACUUGGAUGUCUUGAUACCUCCCAAAAGAGUCAUGGAGCAAAUUAUUCUACCCACGGAGCCCAACAACCAGAUCAUGAUAUCCGACCUUCGGGCGAAACUGAACGGUCUGUUGUCCGGAGGAAUGUUUGACAUUGGGUUGAUCAUUGUAAACGAGCAGGGGAUCUGCAUCGGCUAUAUUCCAGAAAGCAGCAUUGCCCCUGUGUUGCAUUUAAUCGGACAACAGGAGCUGGAAGGAAACGAUUUAAUCAGUUUCGCAGACGACAACUUCGAGCGAUUAGUAGACCGCAGUUCCUUGAACAUUUCAACAAGGGCGCCUCUAGAGUAUGCGGUAGAAAUGUUUGGCAACUUGGGCCUGAGCCACUUGGUAGUUGUCGAUGAAGACACGGCCAAGGCGGUCGGAGUGAUUGGAAAGAAGCGUCUUUUGAGUUUCCUUGGCCACCUGGAGUAG